GUGUUGUGACUUCCGGAAUAACCGCCGAUUGAUGGCCAAUUGAAGGCACACCAUGUCGCCUGUAUCCCGAUCUCGCCCUAAUGACGACACUCUGGGCUCUCUGAAACGACGACGUUUCUCAGAGAGCCCACCGUCGGCCUUGCAGACUAGCCGACCACCUCGGGGAGGCGGUUUCGGCUCUCUCCUCAGCGGGCCUGAGGGGCCCCAGCCUCCGCGGGGUGCUCAGGGCGUCCGGCCACUGCAUCUCCUCAGCCGCCCCAGGUCUGGAGAACGACCGCUACCGCUGGGGAUCCGUACGCUUGCCUCCUCGUCCUCUCCCAUCUGUGGUGGGUACCGUUACCACAACUAUGCGGGAGAUCGUUCGUGGGCUGAGGACCAGGAGAAGGAAAAGGAAGAGAGCUAUAGGCAAAGGAGGCUGAAGGAAAGAGAGAGGAUUGGAGAGCUGGGAGCGCCUGAGGUAUGGGGACUGUCACCCAAGAUUCCUGAGCCGGAUUCUGAUGAACAUACACCAGCUGAAGAUGAGGUGAAAAAUCAGAAGAGCUGCAGUUCAGAUUUUACCAAUGAAGAAAAAAGGACAAAGACCAGUCAUUCAACAAAGAAAAAAAGAAAGAAAAAGCCUUCCAAAAGGAAGCAUAGAAAAUAUUAUGACAGCAAUUCAGACUUUGACAUUCAUUCUAGCUCUGAUAGUGAUAAAAAGAAAGUUAAAACCAAGAAGAAAGAGAAGAAAAAGAAACAUCGGGCAAAACAACUCAAGAAGAAGAGGAGGACUAAAAAAGAAUACAAUGACAUAAGCUGUAAAGCUUCAGAAAGGGACUUGCCAGAAGAUGCGUGGAUGGAACAGUCAAUGAGUGCAGAGAGCAUGGAUUUAAUAGGCCCAGAAGCACCUGUAAUACACACCUCUCAAGAUGAGAAACCUUUGAAUUAUGGCCAUGCUCUGCUUCCAGGUGAAGGUGCAGCAAUGGCUGAAUAUGUAAAAGCUGGGAAGCGUAUACCACGACGAGGUGAAAUUGGGUUGACGAGUGAAGAGAUUGCCUCAUUUGAAUGUUCAGGUUAUGUCAUGAGUGGUAGCAGGCAUCGCCGAAUGGAGGCUGUAAGACUGCGUAAAGAGAACCAGAUUUACAGUGCUGAUGAGAAGCGAGCCCUUGCAUCCUUUAACCAAGAAGAGAGGCGGAAGAGAGAGAAUAAGAUCCUAGCCAGCUUUCGAGAAAUGGUAUACAGAAAGACAAAAGGGAAAGAUGACAAGUGACAACCUGUUUGUUUCACUGUGGGACCUUUAACAACAAAGGCUUUGUAUGACCAAAGUAAUAGUAAAUGGUUUUACCAUUUACCAGUGCUAUUGUUAGUAGAAAGCACUUUUUGAGAUGUCAUUAGAAAUUUUUACAAACAUUGCAGGAGAAUGACUAAAAAGGUGACUGUCACUUCAGUUCCUGAUUUACCUCCC
This is a messenger RNA of Mus pahari (shrew mouse), 1441 nucleotides long. RefSeq names its product NFKB activating protein like (gene Nkapl). Bases 53 to 1246 code for a protein of 397 amino acids. The transcript has a single exon. NCBI's taxonomy places the organism in Eukaryota, Metazoa, Chordata, Mammalia, Rodentia, Muridae. Gene Ontology annotation, molecular function: chromatin binding. Gene Ontology annotation, cellular component: nucleus. Gene Ontology annotation, biological process: regulation of gene expression. The record is from RefSeq and is a predicted model, not a curated record.